AUGGCGCUCAGUCCUCCUCACCGGCCAAACCCCACUCUCCACGGGAGCAAUCAUCGUCUAGAGGCUCCGGCGACGGUGCCAGGUCGCCACCGGCUCCUGCGCACCGUGGCGGGCCCACCAUGCUGGAAAGUUCCUCAUCGCCGCCUGCGUCUGCUGCUCGAGGAAGACGGCGCCGAGGAGGAGGAAGAGGCCUCACAAUCCCAUGCAUUACUACGCGGAUUCGUCGUCGUCGGUGUGCAAAGGUACAUCACGCAUCUACUCGUGGUUCUUGGUUUCUUGCUUUUGAAUCUUGAUGUGCUCCAUGAGGGAAGAGAGAAGCAACAAAUCUGA
Miscanthus lutarioriparius is the source of this 330-nucleotide messenger RNA. NCBI's taxonomy places the organism in Eukaryota, Viridiplantae, Streptophyta, Magnoliopsida, Poales, Poaceae. The record is from the annotation of a GenBank genome assembly.